Pygocentrus nattereri (red-bellied piranha) is the source of this 3037-nucleotide messenger RNA. RefSeq lists its product as uncharacterized. The coding region runs from base 361 to 3000 and encodes 879 amino acids. Gene Ontology annotation, cellular component: cytoplasm. Lineage: Eukaryota; Metazoa; Chordata; Actinopteri; Characiformes; Serrasalmidae. The transcript is spliced from 13 exons. The record is from RefSeq and is a predicted model, not a curated record. Gene Ontology annotation, molecular function: D-aminoacyl-tRNA deacylase activity; sequence-specific DNA binding.
AGGGCAGUAGGAAGUGACGUACAGGGCUCCGUAAAAUUCCGACGUCGAUUUUUCUUGCUGCACAGUUCAAUGAACAAUUCAGGCUCUUUUCUGUUCAACGCGGCUGUAAAACGCUAUAAAGUUACAUAUGGACAUUAAUCAAGUUUGACGGUUUAGAGCGUUUCUUUGGAAAUACGUCCAAUCGGUAAAAACGCUGGAUUAUGAAGGAAUUUUUGGCAAACCUGAUGUACCGCAAAAAAUGGUCCCCUUCAGAAAUGUGCGCCGUUUGUUUUGCUGAAGCUGCUCGGCAAAAAUAUCGAUAAAGUCAUAUCUUAACAUUAAUAUUUCAACUUGUUAUUCGCCUCGACGAAUCUAAGGAGGAUGAGCUUCAGCAGGUUUGAUGAAGUUGAGAAGUAUCUUCGAUUUGGGAUAUACACGCAACAUGACAAAGCUUCUAAAGGUGUAUUAAGAAGGUGCUGUAAGAAGUUUCGUUGGGCAGGUGAUGCUCUUUGGUACAUAGAUGGCAAACGUCAGCGUAAGGUGCUCCGCAGCGAAGAGGAGGUACGAGCAGUACUGGUAGAGCAGCAUAACAACCGAAAUCAUGCAGGCCGCAAGAGAUGCCUGAAAGCUGUGUCUGAUCUGUAUUACUGGCGCUCCAUCUCCAAAGACAUCACUGAGUGGAUAGACAAUUGUGAGGGUUGUUCCCAUCCUUCCAAUCCCAUCAUACGCCUACAGUGCAUUGUCCCUGGCUGUGAGAGCUCUGGGCUGGUCGACAAUGAGGAUGGAGUCACUUUUCACCGCUUCCCUUUUGGCGAGCCAAGCAGACUCAACUGUUGGAUCAGCUUCGCUCAAAGGGACCGCUGGUCCAUUCACAGCAGAUCAGCUAUAUGUUCCAAACACUUCACAGAGGACAGCUUUGAACGAAGUGGAGACAGAGUUUUCCUUAAAUGUGAUGCUGUGCCCACACUUGAAUCAUCUGCAUAUCCACAGGAGGUCAGUAAUGAAUGCUGGGUGGAUGACUCCAUGGAAUCUGUGGAGGAUGAGCACCCCUCGGUAGAUGAGGAUUUGGUCCAUAUUGAACAUCCAUAUUCCAAAGGUCACACUGUGCAGACCAGCGCAAACGGAAGCAGCAUGAACAGCCCCCUACUGAUCUCCACUUCUGAGCCUUAUUUCAGAAAAUACGAUGCUUUGGAGAAAUACCUGCGCACAGGUGUAUACAGCAGUAUGCCGUACUGCAGGAGAGAUGCUGUCAAGAGAUGUGCCAAACGCUUCUGUCUUCAGGAUGGUGUCUUGCAUUACCGCCAUGGUUCCAGGCUUCGCCGAGUUCUUCGAAGUAGAGAGGAAGUCAUUAAUGUGCUAAAGGAGCACCAUGACAAAGGAGGACACUUUGGUUUGAAAAGAUGUUUGAACUCGAUAUCUGAGCUUUUUUACUGGGGCACUAUCACCAGAGACAUUGAGGAGUGGAUUGGCAAUUGCCGGUUCUGCAUGGAGAUGGAUGAAGCAACGCAAAAAUACCGUUGUGCUGUUUACAGCUGCAAUAACUACAAUGGGCCUUUGGAGAGGAUGCUGGGCCUGACCUUUCAUCGAUUUCCAUUUGAUGAGCCGGAGCGACUUAAUCUGUGGAUCAGAAACCUGCACAGAGUGAAUUGGCAGCCACGGCCCAGAUCUGUUGUGUGUUCCACUCAUUUUACCGAAGACUGUUUUGACCAUUCAGGAGCGUCUGUUUGCCUCAAGCCUCACGCUGUCCCCACUCUGCUGCUCUGCACCACACAGGACAACGAAGGUGAAGAUUCUGCUUAUGGUUUGGAUGAAAAGAGUGUUUCUUGCGAGACACAGGAUGAUUUGAGUGCCCAGCAUGCUUUUUUCUCCAAAUACGAUGCCAUUGGGAAAUAUUUGAAUGGAAAAGGCUAUCCAACAGGACUCACCUCUGUGGAGAAGAACACUUUCAGGAGACUCUGCUCCAGAUUUGCUAUCCAUGAUGGCUUCCUGUUCUACACAUCUGGAAGAGGCAUCCAGGAGCAUGGGAGGCGCAGAGUCCUGAGAAGCAAAGAGGAAGUACAGUCCACGCUCACUGUGUACCACGAUGACAUGAACCAUCUUGCAUUUGAGAAAUGCUUGAGGCUCAUCUCCAGACACUUCUUCUGGGGCUCUUUGAAGGCAGACGUAGCGCUGUGGAUUCAGCGCUGUCCCCAGUGUUCAGGCUCUGAAGAGCCUCCUGGCAUAGAGCCUUGUGCUAGCCCAGGAAGCCCUGAGGUCACUGAACUUUUGGAGCCCAUGGAGGACCAAUACAGUUUGGGGCUGGCAGGCCAGACGAAUGGGAGAAUGACAACUGAAAAUGACCUGCAUCUCUCCAUCUCAGAGGUGGCUGUGGAGCAGUGUGUGAUCAGCUCCGGGCCCAAGAGACUCCCUUCGUGUCAACCUGAUAGUAACACGUCUGAUGGAACAGUUACCAUAAGGACUGAUUCAGUAACAAGUUCCAGUGGUUCCCGUCAGUCACCUGAGGAUUUGGCACAGGAGCGGAGAAACUACAGUUUGAGUGCGAGGACUGUUGUUCAGCAAUGCACACAUGCCUUACUGCAAGUUAAGCCUCAAGUAGCUGCUGAUGCUGACUCAGAAUGGGUGGAGAUUCAUGAGGGAAUGGUGAUCUAUGUGUGCUUUUAUAAAGGUGCCACUGAGAAAAUCAUUCCAAAAAUGGUGAACUCCUUGCUCAAUGCAAAGUUCUUCCCAACCAGCAAUGGUAGGCAUCUAUCUAUCCUGGAAGUUCCAGGAAGUGUACUGAUUGUUCCCCAAGACACUAUGACCGGGGUGAUGAAAGGCAGCCGAGUGCAGCACCACGACUCUGUGGAGCGUUGGAAAGGCCUCCAUCUCUACAAACGUUUCGUCUCUCUGUGUGAGAAGGAGGUGGCUGCAUCCACAAAGUGUUCCGAAGCUGGGGCAGUGGUCAGACAUGGAGUGUAUGGAAACAUGCAAGCAAUAUACCUUAACAGCAGUGGACCACUCACUCAUGUAAUUGAGUUUUGAACCUGUAUUUACAGGAUUAAAGUCAAUUUUUACCAAA